AUGGUCCGCAUCGCUAUCGCCGCUUUCCUCACCUUCGCCGUUACCGUCUUCGCUGUCGGUGACCCUGCUGGCGCUGCCAACGUUGGCAACGGCAAGGGCAAGCAGUUCAUCACCGGUGCCUGUCUCAGCAACGCUGACUGCGCUUCCGGAUGCUGCGCCGGUCUUGGUGAUGGCGCCGUCUGCUCCGGCCCUGCUGUCGGCAACGCUGCUGGCAAGCGCGGCUGCGGUUUCCCUGAUGUUGGUGGCCCUGGCGCAGGUGCUGCUGCUCCUGCUGCUCCCGCUCCCAACUGCCCUCCUUGCCGCCGUGGCCUCCUCUUCUCUUCUUAA
[Torrubiella] hemipterigena is the source of this 327-nucleotide messenger RNA. The record is from the annotation of a GenBank genome assembly. NCBI's taxonomy places the organism in Eukaryota, Fungi, Ascomycota, Sordariomycetes, Hypocreales, Clavicipitaceae.